Messenger RNA from Betta splendens (Siamese fighting fish), 2263 nucleotides. It is a transcript of the gene poglut3, whose product is annotated as protein O-glucosyltransferase 3. Gene Ontology annotation, cellular component: endomembrane system. The record is from RefSeq and is a predicted model, not a curated record. The transcript has 6 exons. NCBI's taxonomy places the organism in Eukaryota, Metazoa, Chordata, Actinopteri, Anabantiformes, Osphronemidae. Gene Ontology annotation, molecular function: glucosyltransferase activity; protein binding. Bases 21 to 1688 code for a protein of 555 amino acids.
CCUGAAGGCAUCACCAGAUAAUGGGCGUGUCCUCCGCGCCAACAACAUGUCGGCUCAGGAGUUUGCGUUCAAACUUUAGACCCAGUAUUUCAUUUACACGUACUGCAGUUCGUGUUUGCACAACAAUGGCGUGUGACCGUAGCGCAGACAUAGUCCAUUCUUUUAAGGGUGCUUUAUUGUUUAAGUUCCUAGUUUUAGUGUCAUGCAUUGGCAUAAAUGUACCGGGUUGCCAAUGUAACGCAAUCAGCCCAGAGAGAUGUCGCGUUUGGGGUCCAGGGCUGAAGCACGAGGCGGUGUUACCCGUGCGCUACUUCUUUAUUCAGGCGGUGAAUUCAAAGGGAGAAAACCUGACUGUGUCUCCAGGGACCGACACGUUCAAAGUGAAGAUCCGCUCCCUGGACGUGAAGGCGCACGUCCGCGUCCACGUUCCUGCGCCUCUAGACAGAGGAGACGGCUCCUUCCUGGUGCGGUACCGGCUCUACAACACGGCACCGAAGGGCCUGGAGGUGGAAGUGCUCCACCAAGAUUCUGCUGUGGCCGAGUCUCCGUACAUCAUCCAAGGUCCAGUCUAUCAUGAAUACUGCGACUGUCCUGAACCCAAUGCUUCAGUCUGGAGGAACAUCAUGCAGUGUCCUGCGGUGGAGCAUCAGAUUUUGGCAGACUUUAAACCCUUUCCUACGGUCGACCUCAAGCGGCUGCGACAAGAAGUGCCUCAGAGAUUCUCUAACAGAGGAGGUCUCAUUCACUACGCCAUCAUUAACAACCAGGUGUAUCGCCGCACUCUGGGAAAAUACACGGACUUCAAGAUGUUCUCAGAUGAAAUGCUGCUCUCUCUAACAAGGAAGGUGGUGGUGCCUGAUGUGGAGUUCUACAUCAAUGUUGGAGACUGGCCACUCGAGACAAGGAGUGUGGAGCCUCUUCCAGUGUUGUCCUGGUGUGGCUCGACAGAUACAAAGGACAUCAUCCUCCCUACUUACGAAGUCACACACUCCACCCUGGAGACAAUGAGGGGUGUCACCAAUGACCUGCUAUCUGUCCAAGGAAACACUGGGCCUACUUGGGCGAACAAAACUGAGCUUGCAUUUUUUCGUGGCCGGGACAGCCGCGAGGAACGUCUUCAGCUUGUCUCUAUGUCCAAGAAAAAUCCAGAGUUGCUGGAUGCAGGAAUCACAGGGUGGUUCUUUUUCAGAGAAAGAGAAAAAUAUGUAGGCAAAGCACCACUUGUUGGAUUCUUUGACUUCUUUAAGUACAAAUACCAGGUGAAUGUGGAUGGAACUGUGGCCGCUUAUCGUUUUCCUUACCUGAUGCUUGGAAACAGUCUCAUUCUGAAGCAGGACUCACAGUAUUAUGAGCAUUUCUACAGCCAACUAAAGUCAGGCACUCACUAUAUUCCUGUGAAGAGAAACCUGUCUGACCUUUUGGAGAAAAUCAAAUGGGCCAAACAGAAUGAUGCCACAGCACAAGAGAUCGCCAGAGCAGGUCAGUUAGCUGCCAGAGAGAUACUGCAGCCUAGCAGACUGUACUGUUACUACUACAAAGUGCUGCACAUGUACUCAGAGCGACAGACGGGGCAGCCCACACAACAUGCAGACAUGGAGCUGGUUCCUCAGCCCAAUGACCACACAGCACUGUGCCCAUGUGAACGUAAAAGUCAACAAGAAGAAACCAACAGCAAAGAUGAACUAUGAUAGACCCAUCCAUGAGCCUUUUAUUAUUAUAUCUUUGAUUAUUGCUCUAAUUUGCCCAAAUGGUUAUAAUAAACAAAAUAAAAAUUGACAUGUACUUUGUACAAUGAUGUGAUGUGUUCAUGUUUGUAUAAAACCUAUUACAUGAGAAAGUGAAGUAAUAUAAAGUGAUGUGAAUAUUGCUUUACUAUUGUACUGUAACUAUUGUAAGAGCUUUUCAUUAGUAUGUUUAUUUUUCUCAAAUUGUUUCUAUGUAUGUUUGAUUAUUUAUUAGCUUUUUAAGGUUUAUUUUUAAAGUUUAAUUUUGUUUUAGUUAGUUAAAAUGCUAGUUAGAAUUGUACUUUGAAAUAGCUACUAUUUGGGCACUGCUGUGGGCACCCCAUGGGUUACAUAUAGAUGGGUAUAGGACCAAUGUGCACCAAGAAUGGCUAAUAUUUUUUUACUAGAGCAAGAGGGACUGGAAGAAUUGUUUGUUGUAUCUUGAUAUUUUAGAUAUUUCUUUUGUACCACAGUGUAUAGCAUCAUGUGUGUACGAUUACUGCUGGCUAUUAAACAUAGAGCUCUGGCUCAAAAGUCUA